GAUUGCACCGCGCAUCGUGAUGUUCCCAACAGCUGACAGACGGCGAAGCCUCUGCCAGAGCUGUCGGUGCAAGCUAGGAGAGCCCUAUCGUCGGAAACCCACACCGACUGGAAACACAAGCAGGACGUUUGUGAAAUUGAAACUACUUAACGGGUACAUUGUUUCAUGGGAAUAUAUUUAGUCGGUCUCGUCGCUUUUUAAACUAAAAAUAUUCAAACGUUGGCAGCCGGUGACAAUUGCUGUCAGCUAACUUCCACAAUCGGGCGCUGCGUCGCUGGACUGCCGCUGUAUGUUUUAUCCGAACUCAACGGUUUGACUCCAGCCCUUCCCUCUCCAGCCGUGUCCCAAUGCUGAGGAAUGGAUAGCGUGUCUACUAACGGUGGGAAGAUGGUCGAGAGUGAUGAGCAGCAGCCGGAGAGGCACAGCGGCUGUGGCGCAGCGACGGCCGCGCUCCAUCAGUGCGAACUCAUCCAGAAUAUGAUUGACAUCUCCAUCUCCAGUUUACAGGGGCUACGGACCAAAUGCGCCGCGUCCAACGACCUCACGCAGCAAGAAAUACGCACUUUAGAGGUAAAGCUGAUGAAAUACAUCUGUAAACAGCUGCAGUGUAAAAAGAAAGUCCCAGAGACAGAGAGGCCUGAGGCCCUGGACAGCUACCCGCACUUACGAGACUGGCUGCGCACCGUCAACCUGCGACCACAGCUCAUCCAGGCAAUAGAGGCAAAGUUAUCCCUGGACGCGUUCCUGCAGAUGACAGGAGCUCAGGUGAGAGAUGCAAUGAGAAGACUGGGGUCCAGUUCAGAAGAAUGUGCUAGACUUGGUGCUGCCCUCUCCUGUCUAAGGAGUGCCACUGAAUCAGGAGGCGAAGUGAAAGAGGAUGGUGCUUCCUGGUUGUCUGAGCACACCAGGAGGGACAGCGGCUCUUUACUAACCGCUGACCAGUUGCUUUACCUGGGAAAUCCCUUUCGCCCACACAGUCCAUCACCUCUAGCCCGCCCAUCCACCAUCCACUCCACCCCAUCCACCCCCACUGCGACCUUCCCUCAUCCACGCUCUGGGUCUGUUUCAGCAGCACCUUCACCAGAUGCGCUGGGAUCAUAUGGUCAUAGUGACAGCACUUUCACGGAUCUAUUCCCCAUGCCUCGGCCACGCACAACCCGGCUCCAAGGGCACACGUCCACUCCGCCUGUAACACCACCCUCAAAGAGGCGCAACAAACUGAAGCCACCCUGCACUCCUCCACCUCCGUCCCGCAAGGUGCUGCAUCUGCUCCCCAACAUAACUCUGACACGCAGCAAAAGCCACGAGUCCCAGCUGGGGAAUCGCAUCGAGGAUCCUCCCAACAACAAGUGUUUUAAAAAGAACAAAUUAUUACAGAAUAUGCAAGUGAAUGGGAAUGGAUGUGAGGAUUCGCCUGCUCGAUAUCCAGUCAAGCCUGCAAGGUCCCCUGGAGUAACCCCAGCUCCCAACACCGCACCUUACACCCUGCCAGGGACACCCACGCUGAUUGAGGAGCACAGCAUAAUUAAGAAUAAUGUAGCAUUGCACCGUAGCUCCCCAAAAGCAGUCAGGAGGGACAUCGGUCUAGCAGUCACACACAGGUUUUCAACUAAGUCUUGGUUGUCUCAGACAUGUCAAGUGUGCCAGAAGAACAUGAUGUUCGGUGUUAAAUGCAAACACUGUCGAUUAAAGUGCCACAACAAAUGCACAAAGGAGGCUCCAUCCUGCAGGAUCUCCUUUCUACCAAUUGCCAAAAUUAGGAGGACCGAGUCAGUUCCUUCUGAUAUAAACAACCCUGUGGACCGGCCACAAGAGGCUCCGCAGUUUGGAACAUUACCAAAGGCCAUUACAAAAAAGGAUCAUCCUCCUGUAAUGAACCAGCCAGACUCGAGCAGCAACCCAUCCUCCACCACUUCUUCCACACCGUCCUCCCCUGCACCUUUCCAGCAGAGCAAUCCCCCUAGUGCCACCCCACCACCUAACCCUUCGCCCAAAGGACACAGAGACAGCCGAUUUAACUUUCCAGCUGCGUAUUACUUUCAGCAUAGGCAGCAGUUUAUCUUCCCUGAUGUUUGCAGUCCUGCAAAUGUACACUCUGAUGUCCUCCAAGACACAGUCAAUGAGGUAGAACAAUCAGCAGAUGACACACACGCUGAGCUGGUAGAAGAUGAAGAUGAAGAGGAAAGGGAUGAAGACAUUGAAGUUGAAGAUCCUGAAGAGGAGGAGGACAAUGAAGAUGAUGACGGACAUGACCAUGGAGGGGAAUACGAGGAGGACAGGGAGGACAUGAGGAUAAACAUGGGCUCAGAUGGUGAGUGCGAUGAGCUGGAUGAUCUGCCAUGCUCUUGCGGAAACCAGUGGAAGGGCCCCAUAUCCCGCAAGCCCAGUCAGACGAGCGUGUACCUGCAGGAGUGGGACAUUCCUUUUGAGCAGCUGGACCUCGGGGAGCUCAUUGGAAAGGGUCGCUGGGGCAGAGUGCACAAAGGUCGGUGGCAUGGAGAGGUUGCCAUCAGACUUCUUGAAAUUGAUGGAAACAAUCAGGACCACCUGAAGCUCUUUAAGAAGGAGGUGAUGAACUACAGACAGACCCGACACGAGAAUGUGGUCCUCUUCAUGGGGGCCUGCAUGGCUCCACCCCACUUAGCCAUCAUCACCAGUUUCUGCAAAGGCAGGACGCUGUAUUCAGUUGUUCGGGACACUAAAAACAAUUUGGAUAUCAAUAAAACAAGGCAAAUCGCUCAGGAGAUUGUAAAGGGAAUGGGCUAUCUUCACGCUAAAGGCAUCGUUCACAAAGACCUGAAGUCCAAGAAUGUUUUCCAUGAUACCAACAAAGUGGUCAUCACUGAUUUUGGCCUAUUUGGGAUUUCUGGAGUCGUUCAGGAGGGGAGGCGUGAAAAUAAACUCAGACUUCCACACGGCUGGAUUUGUUAUCUCGCACCAGAGAUUGUGUGUAAAAUGAGUCCAGGUAACAACGAGGAUCGCCUUCCCUUUUCAACAGCAGCAGAUGUGUAUGCCUUUGGAACGAUUUGGUAUGAGCUUCAAGCUAGAGACUGGCCAAUUACUAACCAGCCUAUUGAAGCCACCAUCUGGCAGGUUGGGAGUGGAGAGGGCAUAAAGAAGGUUUUGGGGGAGAUCAGCCUGGGCAAGGAGGUCACAGAGAUCCUCUCUGCCUGCUGGGCGUUUGACUCGAGAGAUAGACCAACCUUCACCCAGCUGGCUGACUUGCUUGAGAAGUUGCCCAAACUCAACCGCAGGCUGUCCCACCCGGGACACUUUUGGAAGUCUGCAGAGUUGUAGCAGUCACUCUGAAACAUAAGCAAUGCAAAACAAAGCCUGGGUCUGCCUUGCAUGCUCCUGGAUCCUUAACUGUUACAGGAUUGAUCAAAGCAUUGCCUCUGCCUGAAACAGGCGCUACUUCCACUAAUCCCCAGUCCAAUCUUCCGUGUCUAACCGUUGGCAUUUUUCUUACUUGGAAGAGAGAAUCGGGGGACUGAAAUUUGAAAGAUGGGGCAGGGAGGGAGGGGGAAGCCGCUAUCGUCCCCCUUUCUUUCCCUUUUGAUACGUCUUUAAAAUCUCUUUGCCUUCUUUUUCGUUUGAUUCUUAAACAUCCCCUGGGUUUGUGAAUAACUUGUGGUGUCUGUGCCGAGACUGACUGACUGCUGUGGUCUGUGUGUGCUGAUGGCUGCUCAUCUUCUCUGUGCUGCUAUGAUGUGGUUGUUCUUGCUGGGGUCCUGACCACAUGGCACUUUUUUCGCACACACACACAAAGCAAAAGACGCCGCUGGACAUAAACGGACCCAAUCGCUGAACGGACAACUUUAUUUUUCUGUUUUUCCCCCGAGGGCUCGACACAUGUCGGACAGGCUGCUUGAGUGAUGCUCUCAAACCAGCUGCCUUCUGUCUCUUCUCCCUCACUUUAGUUUUACGGCCUGUGUGAUGGCAUGUGUUUGCUAGCCCAUGCACCGACAAUAUGCACUUUUGUCAAAAAGAAGAGAAAAAGAAAAAUUUUUUCUUUUUGGGUAUAUAAUUUAGUUUUGUUUUUUUCGCAUGGUGAUUGUCGCUGUGUUUUUACAGUUUCUCUACAGGCGAGUCUCAAAGACUGAACAGUGUGGUGCGCUCACUGAUAUGUUGUCUUUUAACGUACAAUCUGGUAAAUCUCUGUUUAUGGGACGCAUUUGAAAACAAAAACAGGUCACCGAGAGGUGCGUGUGUAUGUGUGCUUUACACAAUGAAAAGCAAACAGGUCAAAGCUACACAGGAAUACAAUUUCGUAUCUAUCUGAUUGAAAUGCACCAUUCAGGAGUCUGAUGUGAGUUUGUCCAAAAUCCUCCCAUUAUCAUUACCUCCUCAGUGCGCUUGUGUGCAUUGUUUGUGAUUCCUGGGUUCAUUUGGGUUGUUAAAAUGUACGUGUUUGAUUUUUAUCUUGUGGGUGCACGUGCAGCUGGGUGAGCGUUCAGUGUUUGGAAUAUGUUUGUUUUGGGGGGGGGUUUUGGUGAAAGAUUGCUGUACAUGUGUUCCAAAUCCAGUUGUAUGUAAUGUACGUAAAUUAAUAUAUAGGAAAUUAACACAAUUCUUCUAAAAUUUGUAUAAAACAUUUUAUAUGAAAAAUACUUCAAACAUUUUUGAUUAGGUACUCCUCUGGCUAUUUCAGAUAUGUAUAUAUCUAUAGAUAUAUAUAUAUAUAUAUAUAUAUAUAUAUAUCUAUAAAUAUAUAUAUAUAUUUAUAUUUUCUAUGUAUAAAAAUAUUGUAAAAAGGCUGUACAUGUUUUUUUAAGGAUGGGCCAAUUCAUGUUUUUUAUGUUAUUGUAAAGAUCCAUAUUUUUGUAUUGCAUGUGACUACCAUUCUGUACACAUAGUUUCUGUUUCCAUCCAUGGGAGACAAUAAAACAGGCUUGUCAUAUGAUAAGUUAACACUG
Molecule: messenger RNA, 4916 nt
Organism: Girardinichthys multiradiatus
Lineage: Eukaryota; Metazoa; Chordata; Actinopteri; Cyprinodontiformes; Goodeidae
Gene: ksr1b
Product: kinase suppressor of ras 1b
Exons: 21
Coding region: 358-3297 (979 amino acids)
Biological process (GO): protein phosphorylation
Molecular function (GO): protein kinase activity; ATP binding
Source: RefSeq, a predicted model, not a curated record